AUGCUCUUUUCUGAAAGUGAUUAUGCCCGAAAAGUGGAUAACACACAGCGCUCAACCAAGUGGGCUGUUGAAAAUUGGGAGUCUUGGCGUAAGCAACUCAAUGAAAAAAACAACGAAAAUGUCAAGGAGUUAUCGCAGAUGAGUGUUAGCGAAUUAAAUGAAUGGUUAACACGAUACAUUCAUGAGACUCGUCGCCAAGAUGGUGGCCCAUAUCCUGCACGCAGCUUAUACUUACUGUUGUAUGCUCUUCUUCGUCACAUGCGAGAUAAAGGUGUUACUGAUAAAAAUUUCUUAGAUGAGAAAGAUGAACGUUUCACUUCAUUCCAUGAUGCACUGAAGAAGCGUAUCGAACAAGUAGCUAACAUUUCCAAUGACCCCAUCAAGAAAAGGCUAAAAGUAUCCAGUAUUGAUGAGUCAAAACUAUGGCAAACUGCUGUAUUAGGAGAUGCAACCUCAUGGACAUUGCAAAAUACCGUCUUCUUUUAUAACAGUAAAUUGUUUACCAUUCGAAAUGUCGACUCUCAUCGUACACUAGAUGCUAACCAAUUUGAAAUCGGGUCUGACAAUUUGGGUAAAUAUGUCCGCUUUAUCCGCUCUAUCAACGAUAGCAACGGUGCUAAAGAGGCAGAAAAAGCUCCCAGUUUAUCCACCAUUUUCCGUCGUAAAGAGCAAAGUAAUGAUAUAAAAUUAUAUGCUCGUGAUAUGAACAGUCGAGUUUACCAUUGCUAUGAAGUUUAUCUGUCAAUCGUGCCAAGACAUGGCCCAUUCUAUAGAAGACCCAUUAAAUCAAGCGGGUUACUUAGCUUUCAUUCUCAACCGGUCGGCAAAAAUAGACUUGCAGUAAUGCUAAAAGAAAUGUGUGAGCGCGCUGAUGAAAUUUAUCACGAAUUUGUUAGCAAAAAACAAGUAAAUGGCUCAGCAAUCAGUCUAGGUCAGCGCCAUUUGCCAAUGCUUUUACCGCGGCCUGAUGAGCCCAGCCCUUCAGAUAGCCCUUCACCUACGCGAAGAAAUCUCUCCAACCAAAAUAGCACAGAAGAUGAUAGUACUCGACGUAGCGAUACCAUGUCAAAGAGAGGUCAAGGCUGCAUCGAAUGCUCGUCAUCAUUUAGGUCUACAUCAACUACUAGCAACGCAACAAGCAAUCAGUAUCCUUUAUCCACCGCUACAUCGUCUCCAUCUACGGUAAGAUCCGGCAUAUUUUCAAUCAAUGGCAUUAUGAAUAAAGCCAAUUCAAAUAAUGAGGUCAAACCAUGCAGUCAUGAUUCAGCUAUAUCGCAUUCUAAACAAGAUUCCAACAUUUCUACAUCCAUAAACUCAAUUUCCGAUAAAGCUCGGACAGAACAAGACAAAUCUAGUAAUUUAGUAUCUGCUCUAUCUCCGUCUGACACGGUUGAUGAUGGUAACAAUAAAUUGAAAAGACAACCUGAUCGCCCUAAUAACGUCGUUCAGAUUCUUCCCAUUACAGACCCUAAGUUGAUUACUUUGCAAAACGGUAACAAAAUAAUCAACAACACCAACAGUACUGCUAUCAUACUCAAAGAUUCCCCUCUUAAUAACGAUAACGUCGAUCAACCAAAUACUAACGGAAAAAGGAUAAGCGAUCAUGCUAAUAAUUUGACAGAUAUCAUAGUGACUAAGAAAUCAAGGAUAGACCAAGACGAUAAACAAAGGAAUUCUCUCAAUUUUACUAGUAUGGAAAAUAGUCUAGGUUCAUCAGUAUUUGAUAAUUGCGACAUCAAUGUGUAUUACCUAGGCUCACAGACCAAGUUUAGAGUUGCAAAUUUUAUUAUUGGACUUGCUUCACUCCCUUAA
Molecule: messenger RNA, 1812 nt
Organism: Trichoplax adhaerens
Lineage: Eukaryota; Metazoa; Placozoa; Uniplacotomia; Trichoplacea; Trichoplacidae
Exons: 2
Coding region: 1-1812 (603 amino acids)
Source: RefSeq, a predicted model, not a curated record